GUGACGCGCUGCGGGCGCGCCCCGGGCAUGGCGGCGGCGGAGCCCGGCAUGAAGCAGUUCAAUGGCGGCGGCGGCGGCGCGCCGGACGCGGAGCGCGGCCGCUUCCCGCACUGCGUGGUGUGGACCCCGAUCCCCGUGCUGACGUGGCUGUUCCCCAUCAUUGGCCACAUGGGCAUCUGCACCUCGGCCGGCGUCAUCCGCGACUUCGCGGGGCCCUACUUCGUGUCCGAAGACAACAUGGCCUUUGGGAAACCUGUGAAGUACUGGAAACUGGAUCCCAGCAAAGUCUGUGCCUCUGGCCCCAACGCCUGGGACACGGCCGUGCACGACGCCUCCGAGGAGUACAAGCACCGCAUGCACAACCUUUGCUGUGACAACUGCCAUUCCCACGUGGCUCUGGCCUUAAACUUGAUGCGAUACGACAACAGCACCUCCUGGAACAUGGUGAAACUGUGCUUCUUCACACUCCUCUACGGGAAAUACGUCAGCAUAGGGGGGUUUGUGAAGACCUGGCUGCCCUUUGUGCUGUUCCUGGGGGUGAUUGUGACCGUGGUUCUCACCCUGCACCUGCGGUGAUGGCCGCCCUGGCCCCCGGUGCCUGAGCACACAAAGGAAGAAACUGUGACUGAUCCAGCAGGAUGGAGGCGUGGCACUCUGGGAGCCUCUUCCAGGGAAGGUGGCAGCCCCACUCCAUCGUGACAGCUCAUCCUCCUCUCCUGGAGCUGGCUUCUUUUCCUCCUGUUUCUGUUCUGUCUCCCGGUGUCAGGGGUCUGGAAGCUUCUGCCCUCCCUUUCUGCAGUGGGAGUGGGAUCAGGGAAGGAGAGGGGUGGGCUCCUUUGCUUUCAGUGCCAGGAGGAGCCUCAGGGCAAGCUCUGCCCCCUGCAGUGGCACGAGCAGAGGCACCUUGGGAGGGUCUCUCUGAUCAGCUGCUUCCUCCUCUUCACCAGACGCUUCCUCAGAUUCCCUGGCUCUCCAGUUGGGAGCUGCAGUUUUCCCUGUGGCACAUCUCCCCAGUAGCACACGUUCCAGAGGGGAGCUGUGGGGUUCUGGGAGGGUGGGGUGCCCAGCACAGCCCCCGGUGAUGGCCCAGCAGUGGCAGGAGGUGUGUGGGACACUCCUGAGGGACGCUCCGUGGCAGGGCCAGCUCCCCUGCCCCUGCUGCUGGGCCUGGGGAGGCAGGGAAGCUGAAGGGCUGGCUGGGGAACAGCUCGUGGCAGGGUGCACCCUUCAGGAGGCAGCCCUUCGUCCCUUUCAGCUCGUGCCAGAGAAAAUAUCACUUCCCUGCUUCUCCCUGGGCUCUCUGUUGCUAAAUCUGGCUCUGCAAUCCCCAGCAGCCACUCUUUGAUCCCCUGCUCCCAGCAGGCAGCAGCUGGGGCAGGGAGCCUGAGCCUGGGGCUGCAGAGCCUCUGUGGGAGCAGCACCCGAGCCUGGGGCUGGGGAGGGGAGGUGCCUGUCUGGCUGGGCUUUGCAGCAGCAAACGGGGCAGUUCCUGGGUGGUGACUGGGAAUGUUCAGGGAGCUUUGGGGAGCACACCUGGGCACAGGUGCUGUGCAGGGGUUGGUGUGAGGAGCACAGCUCGGGCAGGAUGGGCCAUGGGGGGUGUCCCCGAGUGCCAGGCAGGAAGGGAGUUUGGAUGUGACCUGGAACCCCUCUGCAGCUGGGUCUGCUCUGCAGGUGCUGAUUUUGGAGGGCUCUGAGUUUUAAACCCCAGCCUGGCUGCAGGGUGCUGUGCAGCUGGGCAGGUCCCUGCUCGCUGCAGAGAGGGCAGAAGAGCUUUUCCACUCACACCUUGACUCCAGAACCUGAUGGGCUCCAAGGAAUCCAUUUCAAGGAGUGCUUGUGGCCAGCAGGAAAGCUUUUCUGGGGUCCCUGCCAUGUCUGACUGUGGAACCCCCUCCCUGUCAGCCACUGCUUCUCAGACCCCUCCCCACGUGCCUCUGCCACUGCCAGCAUGUGGGAGGGUUGGACCCUCCCCUUGAGCUGGUUUCUGUGUUUCCCCUUUCCCUCAGUCACUUUUGAGCCAGCCCUUGCACCUCCUGCUCGUCCUGUCGCUGCGGGGCUGCUGUGCUGUGUCCUGCCCGAGGGCAGGGCAGGGCACGGAGGCUGCCGGAGCCCCGGGACCCUGAUCAAAGGGAGCCCGGGCCGUUCCGAGCUCUGCUCCCCGCCCGGGAGCCCCGGGAGAGGGGAGUGCUUUCCCUGGUGUGAUUUCAGUGAGAUCCCUUGGAGUGCCGGCCCCGCGCUGGAUCCACCCUCAGCAAUAACCUCCAGCCCCUCCGCCCAGCCCGUCCUUGGUGUAUCCACGAGCUCUGCAAGAAUUGCCAAAGCUGAGGCUUGGGGGUGUCAGGGGGCCCCUGGACUUCCAAACCCCACUGUGAAAUUCCCUCUCGUUUGCCCCUGAUGCUUUUUACAGAGCGGAGUUUGGAGCGGCGAGGGCGAGCCCCCAUCCCUCAUCCUUUGUUCCCUUCAUCUCUGCGGGGCGCUGGGUUUCUUUGUAAAUAUUUAAACUCUGCUUCUGUGGUUUCAUAAUCCCGACGGCAGGGAAAUAAACUGAUUUCUGUGGA
Molecule: messenger RNA, 2561 nt
Organism: Passer domesticus (house sparrow)
Lineage: Eukaryota; Metazoa; Chordata; Aves; Passeriformes; Passeridae
Gene: TMEM222
Product: transmembrane protein 222
Exons: 6
Coding region: 28-576 (182 amino acids)
Source: RefSeq, a predicted model, not a curated record